GCUCCUCGCCCCGCCCAGGGUCUGCGGGGAAAGGAAACCGAAAGUGCGCGGUGCCGGGCGGGGCCGCCGACCUGCCCGAGCCCGAGCCGAGUACUAGCCGGGGCGGUGGCUCUGAGAGGACACGCCGGAACCGAUGCUGUGUCUCAAGGGCACUGACAGUUCUCAGCCUGUAUGGUUCAGAUAACUGAAAUUAACGUGAAUGAGGAAGAACUGGAGGGAUUCAGACAUGGAGGAGAGACGACCUCAGCUGGAGGCCAGGCCCAGGAAUCUCUAUACCAACCUCAGAGGGCCUAUGGAUGGAGAAUUACCACCAAGAGCUAGAAAUCAGGCCAAUAACCCACCAGCCAACACACUCAGAGGAGGAGCCAACCAUCCCAACAGGCAUCCUAGGGCCAACAGUCAUCCUGUUCCUUACCGGCAAAGGGAAGAAAGAUUUAGAGCCAUGGGCAGGAACCCACAUCAGGGAAGACGGAACCAGGAGGAACAUACCAGUGAUGAAGCUAGAGGCCAAAGACAUGGUCAGGAGAAUGACACCAGACAGAGAAAUGACAACCAGGAGGGUAGGAACCGCAGGAUACCAUGGCCCAAUGAAAACUUCCAGCAGUGGCGGAGCCCCCAUCAGAAGCCUGCAGAACAGCCACAGCAGGCAAAGAAACUGGGUUAUAAAUUCCUAGAAAGUCUUUUGCAGAAAGAUCCCUCUGAAGUGGUUAUCACACUUGCCACGAGUUUGGGCCUGAAGGAACUCCUAUCUCAUUCUUCCCUGAAAUCCAGCUUUGUUGAACUCAUCUGCCAGGUUCUUCGGAAGGCUUGCAGCUCCAAAAUGGACCGUCAGAGCAUUCUCCAUGUGCUGGGCAUAUUGAAGAGCUCCAGAUUCCUCAAAACCUGCCUACCUACGUAUGUCGUAGGGAUGACUACUGAGCCCAUCCCUGACAUUCGAAACCAGUAUCCAGAGCACAUAAGCAAUAUCAUCUCUCUCCUCCAGGACCUUGUAAGCAUCUUCCCCGCCAGCUCUGUGCAGGAAACAUCCAUGCUCAUUUCUCUCCUGCAGACAUCUCUUAAUGCUUUGAGAGCCUCUGGUGUUGACAUAGAAGAGGAGACAGAGAAGAACCUGGAAAAGAUGCAGACCAUCAUUGAGCAUCUUCAGGAAAAGAGGCGAGAGGGCACUUUAAGAGUGGAUACCUACACUCUAGUGCAGCCUGAGGCUGAAGGCCAGGUUGAGAGUUACAGGACCAUGCCCAUCUAUCCUACCUACAAUGAAGUGCACUUGGAUGAGAGGCCCUUCCUUCGCCCCAACAUCAUUUCUGGAAAAUAUGACAGCACUGCUAUAUAUCUAGAUACCCACUUCCGACUCCUGCGAGAAGAUUUUGUCAGACCUCUGCGGGAAGGCAUCUUAGAACUUCUCCAAAGCUUUGAGGACCAGGGCCUGAGGAAGAGGAAGUUUGAUGACAUCCGAAUCUACUUUGAUACUAGGAUUAUCACCCCCAUGUGUGCAGCAUCAGGCAUUGUCUAUAAAGUACAGUUUGACACCAAACCGCUGAAGUUUGUUCGCUGGCAGAAUUCCAAACGAUUGCUGUAUGGGUCCUUGGUGUGCAUGUCCAAAGACAACUUUGAGACGUUUCUUUUUGCCACUGUUUCUAACCGGGAACAAGAAGAUCUCUGCCGAGGAAUUGUCCAGCUGUGCUUCAAUGAGCAGAGCCAACAGCUGCUAGCAGAGGUCCAGCCUUGCGACUCUUUCCUCAUGGUGGAGACCACGGCAUAUUUUGAGGCCUACAGGCAUGUCCUGGAAGGACUGCAGGAGGUCCAAGAGGAAGAUGUCCCCUUCCAGAGGAAUAUCGUGGAGUGUGACUCUCAUGUCAGUGAGCCACGGUACUUGCUAAUGGGUGGCAGAUACGAUUUCACCCCAUUAAUAGAGAGUCCUUCAGCCACCACGGAAUCGCUGAGGAAUGCCGAGGGCUUGAGACGUCCUAGAGUUAAUGUCUUAGACAUUAGCCAGUGGCCCUCAAAAGACGCCCUGAAGCUGGAUGACUCCCAGAUGGAAGCCUUACAGUUUGCUCUCACAAGGGAACUGGCUAUUAUCCAAGGACCUCCAGGAACAGGCAAAACCUACGUGGGUCUAAAAAUUAUCCAGGCCCUUCUGACCAAUGAGUCUGUAUGGCAAAUUAGCACCCAGAAGUUCCCCAUCUUGGUUGUGUGUUACACUAAUCAUGCUUUGGACCAGUUUCUAGAAGGCAUUUACAGGUGUCAGAAGACCGGCAUCGUGCGGGUGGGUGGAAGGAGCAACAGUGAAAUCCUAAAGCAGUUCACCCUCAGGGAGCUGAGGAACAAGCGGGAAUUCCGCCGCAGCCUCCCCAUGCACCUCCGAAGGGCCUACAUGAGCAUUGUGACAGAAAUGAAGGAGUCAGAGCAAGAGCUUCAUGAAGGGGCCCAGACCCUGGAAUGUACAAUGCGUGGUGUCCUCCGGGAACAGUUUCUGGAAAAGUACAUCUCCCCCAGGCACUGGGAAAGCCUAAUGAAUGGACCAAUGCAGGAUAGUGAAUGGGUCUACUUCCAGCCCUGGAAGCACUCCAUGAUGCUUGAGUGGCUGGGUCUGGGUGUCGGUUCUUUCACUCAAAAUGUUGCUCCAGCAGGACCUGAGAACACAGCCCAUGCAGAAGGGGAAGAAGAAGAAGAAGGGGAGGAAGAGGGUUCGCUGAUUGAGAUUGCAGAGGAGGCUGACCUGAUUCAAGCUGACCGGGUGAUUGAGGAGGAAGAGGUGGUGAGACCCCGGCGACGGAAGAAGGAGGAGAAUGGGGCAGACCAGGAGUUAGCCAAAAUGCUUUUGGCCAUGAGGCUAGAGCACUAUGGCCCUGGGACCACAGCUGGACAGGAACAAGCUACAGAAGAGUGGGAGACCCAGCGCAGCCAGAAAAAAAAAAUGAAGAAGAGAGUGAAGGCUGAGCUUCGCAAACUGAAUACCAUGACUGAGGCUGAGGCCAGUGAGAUCCAGGACCUGUGGCAGCUGGACCUGAAUUCUCGCUGGCGGCUUUACAGGCUGUGGCUGCAGAUGUACCAGGCUGACACUCGCCGGAAGAUCCUCAGCUAUGAACGCCAGUACCGCACAUCUGCAGAGAGAAUGGCUGAGCUGAGACUACAGGAAGACCUGCACAUCCUAAAAGAUGCCCAGGUCAUAGGAAUGACAACCACAGGUGCUGCCAAAUACCGCCAGGUCCUGCAGAAGGUGGAGCCUCGGAUUGUCAUUGUGGAAGAGGCUGCUGAAGUUCUUGAGGCCCACACCAUUGCCACACUGAGCAAAGCUUGCCAGCACCUCAUUCUGAUUGGGGACCAUCAGCAGCUGCGCCCCAGUGCCAACGUGUAUGAUCUGGCCAAGAACUUCAAUCUUGAGGUGUCCCUUUUUGAACGACUAGUGAAAGUAAAUGUUCCCUUUGUCCGUCUGAAUUACCAGCACCGCAUGUGCCCUGAAAUUGCCCGCCUUUUGACCCCCCACAUUUAUCAUGAUCUGGAGAAUCACCCCUCUGUUCUCAAGUAUGAGAAGAUUAAGGGAGUCUCUUCCAACCUUUUCUUUGUAGAGCAUAACUUUCCUGAACAGGAGAUCCAAGAAGGCAAAAGCCAUCAGAACCAGCACGAGGCUCAUUUUGUGGUAGAGCUGUGCAAAUACUUCCUGUGCCAGGAGUACCUGCCUUCCCAGAUCACCAUCCUCACCACUUACACUGGACAGCUCUUUUGCCUGCGCAAACUCAUGCCUGCCAAGACAUUUGCUGGCGUUAAGGUCCAUGUUGUGGACAAAUACCAAGGGGAAGAGAAUGACAUCAUCCUUCUCUCACUAGUGCGUAGCAACCAGGAGGGCAAGGUGGGCUUUCUCCAGAUACCCAACCGCAUCUGUGUGGCCUUGUCUCGAGCCAAGAAGGGGAUGUACUGCAUUGGGAACAUGCAAGUGCUGGCCAGGGUGCCCUUGUGGAGCAAGAUCAUUCACACGCUGCGGGAGAGCAAUCAGAUAGGCCAGGCGCUCCAGCUCUGCUGCCAGAACCACCCUGACACCCACACCUCAGUAUCCAAAGCUUCUGACUUCCAAAAAGUGCCAGAGGGAGGCUGUAGCCUGCCUUGUGAAUUCCGGCUGGGCUGUGGGCACGUCUGCACUCGUGCCUGUCACCCUUACGACUCCUCACACAAGGAGUUCCAGUGCAUGAAGCCAUGCCAGAAGGUCAUCUGUCCAGAUGGGCACCGGUGCCCCCUUGUUUGCUUCCAAGAGUGUCAGCCUUGUCAGGUGAAGGUGCCUAAAACCAUUCCUCAGUGUGGCCAUGAGCAGAUGGUCCCUUGUUCAGUGCUGGAGUUAGAUUUCUGCUGCCAGGAGCCUUGCCCCAAGGUCCUGAGAUGCGGCCACAGAUGCAGCCACCCAUGUGGUGAGGACUGUGUGCGGCUCUGCUCAGAAAUGGUCACCGUGAUGCUCAAGUGUGGUCACAACCAACAGGUAAAGUGUGGUAAUGUGGAAGACCUCAAGUACAACCUGCCAGUCAAGUGUGCCACCAAAUGUGGUGCCACACUGGACUGUGGGCAUCCCUGCCCCGGGUCCUGCCACAGCUGCUUUGAAGGGCGCUUCCACGAGCGCUGUCAGAAGCCCUGCAGGCGCCUGCUCAUCUGCUCACACAAGUGCCAGGAGCCAUGCAUUGGUGAAUGCCCACCCUGCCAGCGGACGUGUCAGAACCGCUGUGUCCACAGUCAGUGCAGGAAGAAGUGUGGGGAGCUGUGCAGCCCCUGCGUGGAGCCCUGUGUCUGGCGUUGCCAGCACUAUCAGUGCACCAAACUCUGCUCCGAGCCCUGCAACCGUCCCCCAUGCUAUGUGCCUUGUACUAAGCUGCUGGCCUGUGGCCACCCUUGCAUUGGUCUGUGUGGGGAACCAUGCCCCAAGAAGUGCCGUGUCUGCCACUUGGAUGAGGUCACCCAGAUCUUCUUCGGCUUUGAGGAUGAGCCUGAUGCCCGCUUUGUGCAGCUAGAAGAUUGCAGCCACAUUUUCGAGGUGCAAGCCCUGGACCGCUACAUGAAUGAGCAGAAGGAUGACGAAGUUGCUAUCAGGUUGAAGGUCUGUCCUAUCUGCCAAGUGCCCAUCCGCAAAAACCUGAGGUAUGGAACCAGCAUAAAACAGCGGCUGGAAGAGAUUGAAGUUGUCAAGGAAAAGAUCCAGGGCUCUGCAGGUGAAAUUGCAACCAGCCAGGAACAACUUAAGGCCCUGUUGGAGAGUAAGAGCCUCCUUCAUCAGCUGCUUCCUGAAGACUUCCAGAUGCUCAACGAGAAGCUGGCCCAGAAAAAUCUAUCAGUGAAGGACCUGGGCCUUGUUGAGAAUUACAUCAGCUUCUAUGACCACUUGGCUAAACUAUGGGAUUCUCUGAAAAAGGUUCAAGUCUUUGACCAAGAAAGAGUGAGGACUCGACUAGACCAGGUCCAUGAGUGGCUGGCCAAGAAGCGCUUGAGCUUCACCAGCCAGGAACUGAGUGACCUCCAGCGUGAGAUCCAGAGGCUCACAUACUUGGUGAACCUACUGACCCGCUGCAAGAUGGCGGAAGGGAAGGUGAGAGGCAGUGUAGCGGAAGAGGUCUUCAGCAUCCGGAGUAUCCUGGAGAGAACAUGUAAGUUCACCCAGGAGGAUGAACAGCUUGUGCAGAAAAAGAUGGAUGCUCUGAAAGCCACCCUUCCCUGCUCUGGCCUGGGCAUCUCAGAGGAAGAGCGAGUGCAGAUUGUCACUGCCAUGGGCUAUCCUCGUGGCCACUGGUUCAAAUGCCCCAAUGGUCACAUCUAUCUGAUUAGUGAAUGCGGGGGAGCCAUGGAGAGGAGCACCUGUCCUGACUGUCAGGAGGUGAUUGGUGGCGUAAGUCAUACUCUGGAAGGGAGCAACCAGCUCGCUUCUGAGAUGGACGGAGCACAGCACCCUGCCUGGUCUGACACGGCCAACAACCUGAUGAACUUCGAGGAGAUCCGGAGGAUGAUAUAGGAAGACAGCACAGCUUUUGCCUUGGCCACACAUGGCUGGGGUCGGCUCCCUUUUGAAGGAACCAGUUUAGUAGUGUCUGUGUUAUUGCACCUGUUUAAGGAUCCACUUUUAGGGCUUGCCCACAUUUGAUUCUAGAUGUAACCCUGCGCUAGAGUAAGCACUUUACCUCCAGAACUGAGCAGAGUUAAAAGAUGUCACCUUUCUCCUGCAGCAGGUUAGUGGGCAGACUCCAUGGAGCAUCUGGGACUUCCACCUAGGGCUGUGUAGUGGCAUCCGUGGGUUCUGACGUGUCAGAUGUUGGUUUCCUUAUGUUCCCAUGGCGGAGUCUGAGCUUAGUGAAGUCAUCUGAUUCUAAUUGCCAGGCCCUACCUUGCAAACUAACUUGCAUUCUAAUGACCAGAGGCCCAGAGUUUUAUUACCCGCUUAUCCCUUCAAGGAGCAUAAGAAUCUCUGCUGCCCUUGGGCGCCCAUCCUCCAGGAGACAGGCAAGUGAGACUUAACUCCCUACCCAGUUCCAUGCUCACUGAAGUGGGGAAGUGUAUCGCUUCUGUGGAGGCUCUGCAGUAGGCCUGGGCUAAGGGAGUGACCCCGGUACCCUUUUCUGUGAUUUGCACUUGGACAGCGGAAGUUCCUUUACCCACUGUAGGAGGGGCUUGGUAGCACCUCCCCCAGGUGUUAGCCUCCAUCCCAGCACCUCCCUUGCAGCUUUUGCCUGGGCAGGGUUAGCAUGCCAGCAGCUUCUGCAGGCCCCAGCCUUAGGCCACACGCCAGCACCAAGCCUGCCGCGUCCCUCCACCCGGUGUUCCCUAGAAAACACUUAGGCAUCUCAGGUCCUUUCUAAUGCCGGCUAGAUAAAAGCCUCUUUCCUAUGUAUGCAUUUCCUUUUUUGUCUUUACUAUGCACUUUAGCUUAUAAAGCCAAUUAAUAAAAACAAUGAGAACAUCA
This is a messenger RNA of Castor canadensis (American beaver), 6925 nucleotides long. RefSeq names its product zinc finger NFX1-type containing 1 (gene Znfx1). Gene Ontology annotation, biological process: regulatory ncRNA-mediated heterochromatin formation. The record is from RefSeq and is a predicted model, not a curated record. Gene Ontology annotation, cellular component: nuclear RNA-directed RNA polymerase complex; nucleus. Gene Ontology annotation, molecular function: zinc ion binding; helicase activity. Lineage: Eukaryota; Metazoa; Chordata; Mammalia; Rodentia; Castoridae.